Molecule: messenger RNA, 1908 nt
Organism: Cryphonectria parasitica EP155
Lineage: Eukaryota; Fungi; Ascomycota; Sordariomycetes; Diaporthales; Cryphonectriaceae
Exons: 1
Coding region: 1-1908 (635 amino acids)
Source: RefSeq, a predicted model, not a curated record
AUGAUUCGUGCCCCCGGCACUCGGUCUCUCAUGGCGAUGUGCCUGCGAAAGGUGCCUGACUACAUCGGCGAGCUGGAGGACUGGGAGGAACGACAGGCUGAGGAAGAAGGCACCAAAUCUUCUCUACGAGUGUCAGAUGUCUCUAAUGAAGUCUAUGGCGCCGUCGAGCAGUUGCUGCGUCCAGGUCAUGGAUGCCCGCAGCUACGAAUCGUCGCGAGAGCUCACGGCAUGAAGGUGGUCAAGGAUGCCCUACUUGACGGCCUGCUGGAGGAUGGCUUCUCUCACUUACUCGUCCAGCUAUGUGCCAACAUGAAGGCUAGCCUAGAGGUUGAAGAACUGCUUGCGAUCAUCGUCGACCGGCAAUACCCUAAGCCCAAAGGUAUCGGCAGCACGUUCGACGAGAGUCGGAGGCUUGCGCCAUUGAAGGCGUUGCGCAACUUCGUACAAGGGAGUGGCCGGUCUCAAUACAUGCUCAGGCAGCUCUCUGAUUUACUGUCUCGGCAACAGCUUCCUCUGAGUUGGUUGUCCACCGCAGAGUUUUCGUCCAUAUGGUCCGGCAUUAUCAACACCCUUUCCUCUGGCAACCAGGUUUGCGACGACACAGUAUCUUUCGCUACUCACAUGAUCACAACGCUGGCCUCUCAGGCCAAGAUGAUAGCCUUCAUCCUCCGGCCGGAAGCAAACGACCUGAAGAGCUUAUCACAGCAGACUUUGCUCAGCGCCACCACGGCGAUGGCCUCAUUACCAUUGUUGCACCAAGAAGCUGGAAAUAUUUCACAGCAUAUUACUGGACAGAACAGUCUAUCUACUAUAUCCAGGAGAGUUGGACAUGUCAUUCAUGCAUGCAUAUACGAGCUGCGGAGAGCCAGAAAGUCAGGCUGGAUAACGACAGUCCUCCGCCUAGCAGCAUACUUUACGAGUAAUGCCCAUGACGGCUCCAAAUACACAGAUAUACCAGAGCUGUGGAAUCGCAUCAUACAGGGCCACGCCAAGAGAGAUGGGAAGCAGCACUACGAAGCAGCAAUUGCACUGAUCUGUUCCAUAGCGCAAUGCUGCGGCCGUGGGGUCUCGGACCCGUCGCAUCACUACCUUAUCAGACUGUGCGACCGACUCGACAAGGCCGCAGAGCUCGAAGCAGGCAUGUCAAGAAGCCUGAGGAUUAAUUGCGCUUUCUUACUGGCCGAACGAACAAACGAUCUGCGAGAUCUCGCCUUCGCCGAAUCGUUCGACCUCAGACGGGCGUCUCAACAUAAGCCCAGUUCAUUGUCAUCACCAUCUUUAUUAGUUACAGGCUUCCGCUGGGAUGAGGGUAUCUCAGAAUGGGUGACGGAGACACCAGCCGUGCGAAAGCGGUUCUCGAGACAAUUCUCAAUGGAGAUGACCAGCUCAGAUUCAAACGUCGAGACCCGCCGCCGAAACGUAGACGACGCAACUGAUGGCGAUCCACACUCCUCCCCCUUGGGUAGAGAUUUCAAGGACAACCCCUCGACCAACCAGAGUGGCCUUUACAGGAUGGAGCCGAGGCAAACCCGAGCUACUGCUCGUGCAGGCAACAGUGUCCGGCAGAGCACAAUCGAGCAGCAGUACCUCAUGCGAGGAUGGAAGCGGGGUGCGGCGAUGGCUGGACUCCUCAGCCUGCAGAGCGAUGAUGACGACCUGGAGGAUCAGUGUGAGGAUCAGGUGGCGGGCAGGCAGAAGGAGUCAUCUACAAGCCGUCAGCAGCAGCAGCAGCAGCAGCGGCGCUGCAGCAGUGGCAAAGAGAACACGAACACGGUACCCGGCGAGGGCCGUCCUCCUCCUCCCAAGCGGCGGCGGCGGGUGUCGGCCUUGAGACCACGUCAGUCGGUACUCACGAACAUUACUAACGUCGGUCCCGAUGAGGAGAGCAGCGACGAGCUUGGCCUCUAA